AUGGCUGCACAACAACAAGAACUAGAUGAGAAGAACCCAUUCUAUGAGUUAGUUGUUAUUUGUAGUACUUCUGGUCAAUUUGACCAAACCGUCAAUUCGUUCAAAGAUAUUAUAAAGAAGUCUAAGUUAGUAUGUAUAAAAGACUCUGAGUUGUUAGAUUGGAUAAAGAAGUACCAAAGAAGAGUUUUGAAGUAUAAUGCUAUAAAUGAGUAUGUCAAUUCGAAGUUUAAAGACCCAAAUGAGGAAAUGCAGAGAAUAUUAGAGAAGAAACACUUCAGAAACAAACAGAAAGAGAUAGAAUACAUUUCGAAGAAAUUGCAAUCUUACGAUUGGAAGACUUACCCUCAUAGAUGUCUUCUUAUCUUAGAUGAUUUCGCCUCUCAUCCUUUGUUAAAGAAUAGAGAACAAGACAUGUGUCGAAUUCUUAAGAAACUUAGGCACUUUAACAUCUCAGUUGUCAUUUGUGUACAGACAGCAAAGAGUUUAAGUAAGGAUGUAAAGAGAAUACUUACUGACAUUGUACUUUUCCCCGGAUUGUCCGAAGACGAUUUCAUGGAACUUAUGAAAGAGUCCAUGGCAGGUAAGUUUGACAGACAUGAACUAUGGGAGAAGUACAAAGUCAUACAAGACCCUCAUACUUCUUUCAGAAUUCAUAUCUACGCAAACAAAGUUCAAAUUGUAAAAAGUCAAGCUUGA
Molecule: messenger RNA, 696 nt
Organism: Trichomonas vaginalis G3
Lineage: Eukaryota; Parabasalia; Trichomonadida; Trichomonadidae
Product: protein of unknown function, DUF4106 family
Exons: 1
Coding region: 1-696 (231 amino acids)
Source: RefSeq, a predicted model, not a curated record